Molecule: messenger RNA, 4465 nt
Organism: Haliaeetus leucocephalus (bald eagle)
Lineage: Eukaryota; Metazoa; Chordata; Aves; Accipitriformes; Accipitridae
Gene: APPL1
Product: adaptor protein, phosphotyrosine interaction, PH domain and leucine zipper containing 1
Exons: 22
Coding region: 135-2261 (708 amino acids)
Biological process (GO): signaling
Cellular component (GO): cytoplasm; endosome membrane
Molecular function (GO): identical protein binding
Source: RefSeq, a predicted model, not a curated record
GGGCGGGACAUCCGGCGCGAAGCGGGGCGGGGGCGGCUGUGUUGUGACUGGGGAGAAGGGGAGGGGUCCGGCCAGCGGGGCGUGCGGUGGGGUGCGGGAGCUGCAGCGGCGCAGAGUCAACCCCGGCCGCCGCCAUGCCCGGCAUCGACAAGCUCCCCAUCGAGGAGACGCUGGAAGACAGCCCCCAGACACGGUCUUUGCUGGGAGUAUUUGAAGAAGAUGCUGCUGCAAUUUCCAAUUACAUCAAUCAGUUAUUUCAAGCUAUGCACAGAAUAUAUGAUGCACAGAACGAAUUAAGUGCAGCAACUCAUCUGACUUCAAAGCUUCUGAAGGAAUAUGAGAAACAGCGUUUCCCACUAGGGGGAGAUGAUGAAGUUAUGACUUCCACUCUACAACAAUUUGCAAAAGUGAUAGAUGAGCUCAGCUCUUGCCACGCAGUACUUUCAACUCAACUUGCGGAUGCAAUGAUGUUUCCUAUUACCCAGUUUAAAGAAAGGGAUCUAAAAGAGAUAUUAACUCUAAAAGAAGUUUUCCAAAUUGCAAGCAAUGACCAUGAUGCUGCCAUUACCAGAUACAGUCGGUUGUCAAAAAGAAGGGAAAAUGAAAAGAUCAAGGCUGAAGUUACAGAAGAUGUAUAUACUUCAAGGAAAAAACAGCAUCAGACUAUGAUGCAUUAUUUCUGUGCAUUAAAUACUCUUCAGUACAAAAAGAAAAUUGCUAUGCUAGAACCGUUGCUAGGAUACAUGCAAGCUCAGAUAAGUUUUUUUAAAAUGGGUUCAGAAAAUCUUACUGAUCAAUUGGAAGAAUUUUUGACCAAUAUUGGCACAAGUGUACAGAAUGUUCGCAGGGAAAUGGAGUGUGAAGUAGAAAACAUGCAACAAACUAUAGAGGACUUGGAAGUAGCUAGUGAUCCACUGUAUUUGCCUGAUCCUGAUCCUACGAAAUUUCCUGUUCAUAGAAAUCUAACACGGAAGGCUGGCUAUCUCAAUGCAAGAAAUAAGACAGGGCUGGUAUCUUCUAGUUGGGAGAGACAGUUCUACUUCACUCAAGGUGGAAAUCUGAUGAGCCAGGCAAGAGGUGAUGUAGCUGGGGGACUUGUCAUGGAUAUAGACAAUUGUUCUGUAAUGGCUGUGGACUGUGAAGACAGACGGUACUGUUUUCAGAUAACAUCUUUUGAUGGCAAAAAGUCUUCAAUCUUACAGGCAGAGAGUAAAAAAGAUUAUGAAGAGUGGAUAUGCACCAUAAACAACAUAUCUAAACAGAUAUAUUUAAGUGAAAACCCUGAGGAAAUUGCUGCACGUGUAAAUCAGACAGCUCUGGAGGCUGUUACUCCAUCUCCUUCCUUUCAGCAGAGGCAUGAGAGUAUGCGGCCAACUAUGCAAUCUCGUCCUCCUGCAGCUCGUACUAGCAGCACAGGGUCAUUGGGAUCUGAAUCAGCAGCUUUAUCGGCACUUUCCUUGGAUUCACUUGUUGCCCCUGACACUCCUAUACAAUUUGACAUCAUAUCUCCAGUUAGUGAAGAUCUGCCUGGUCAAGCAAAAUCUUCAGGGCAAUCGGGCAGACGCACAAAUCCUUUCGGUGAAUCUGGAGGCUCAAAAUCUGAAACAGAAGAUUCAAUUCUUCAUCAGUUAUUUAUUGUAAGAUUUCUUGGCUCUAUGGAGGUGAAGUCUGAUGAAAGUCCAGAUGUUGUUUAUGAAACGAUGCGUCAAAUACUAGCAGCUCGUGCCAUCCAUAACGUUUUCAGGAUGACAGAAUCACAUUUAGUAGUGACUUGUGACUGUUUAAAGUUAAUUGAUCCACAGACACAAGUUACAAGACUACGAUUUCCUUUGCCCAAUGUAGUCUUGUAUGCUACGCACCAGGAGAAUAAGCGCCUUUUUGGAUUUGUGCUUAGAACUUCAGGAGGGAGAGUUGAGAGCCGCCAAACUUCCGUCUGCUAUAUAUUUGAAUCAAAUAAUGAAGGGGAAAAGAUUUGUGACUCUGUUGGACUGGCAAAACAGAUAGCUUUUCAUGCAGAACUGGAUCGAAAAGCAUCAGAAAAGCAGAAAGAAAUAGAUAGAGUCAAAGAGAAACAACAAAAAGAACUGAAUAAACAAAAACAAAUUGAAAAGGACUUAGAGGAGCAAAGCCGGUUGAUAGCUGCUUCCAGCAGAUCGAACCAGAGCAGCGGAGAAGGACAAUUUGUAGUGCUUAGCAGUAGUCAGUCGGAAGACAGUGAUUUAGGAGAAGAUGGAAAGAAGAAGAGAGAAUCUGAAGCCUAAGGUUGCCUACUUUAUUAAAAUUGGAAUCAUGGGUAUAUCUGGUGAAAUGGCACAAGUUCUACAAGAAGUGAAAUGUAGGUGGAGGGUCUGUUGUAUUAUAUAAAAAUACUUCACAAUAUGUAGACCCUGUUAUGCCUUGGUUUUUCUUUCUCAGUUAAGUAAGUAAGUAAGUGAUUUCCAUUUUCAUGUCAGUAUAAUUUCUCUUCUGUACGCCAGAUGAAGCAUGGUGAUGCUACCAUGUUUAUUACAAAAUUAUGUUUUCUCAAGGCUUCUCUGCAGUAUGGAAAAAACUGUGGGGUUUUUUUUUCCCCACUUACCUCUCCAUGCAAUUGACUGCUCUUGAAGCAAAACUUAAACUCUCAUUGGACUUCAGCAGUACACUGAAAUUUUUUCUUUACACUGCAGUAUGGAGAACACCUUGCUGGAAACAAAAGUGGAUGUCCAAAUAAGACAGUGCUAAGCUUUAUCUAAUUUGUUGCACAUAACUGUUCUUAGAUUUAGAAAGAAAAAUCCUUAUUAACAUCAGUGAGAUGUGCAAUAGUUCUAGACAGAAAGAUCUUGCUUUUUAUUUCAUAUUGCACUGUAUGAUACUGUCUUGAUUUUUUUGGUGAAUAUAAUGCUGAAAGACUUCUUUGACAGUAUUUUUUUUCUCCUGUUGAGAUCUAGGUAAGAGCUGAUGAGAUGCAGUUGCACUUUGCUGAGGAAUGUAUAAAGCAUUCCUUAUCAAAUGAUAAUAAUGUAUAUAUUCUUGUAGCACAAGUGCCAUGUUCUUGUUUUUUCCCCAGUACAUACAAUUAAAAGCUGUAAGCCUUUGAGUUCACUUAUAAAACAUGCUUAGAGUUGCAGGAACAUCUUGAAGUCUAUAAUUUGAAAAAUCUUCUGAAUAUGUAAAUGCCUUGCCACCAGUACACUACAUUUACUGAAAACGAGUUGAGGCUCUUUAAGUCUCUUUAUGGAAAUUGAUUUUGCAAACAGAAUUUACUAGCUCUGAAGUAAAAGACUAUGCUAAUCUACAUCCUACAGUCAAUCCCAUAAAGCAUUUUUCAAAGCAGUGUCUGUUUACAGCUUGUAAUCUAAACUCCGUGUUCCAUACACUGUGUAAUAUUUAUUUUGUAUAGUACUAAAUAUGCAUUCACCUUUUGAUCCAGAAGAGAAAACUUGUUUGAAGAUAAAUAUUUAUUUUUGCACUAAUUACUAUAAAUACUAAAAUCCAGUGGAACAGAACUCUCUAAUAGUGGCAUGAAAGUAACAGGAAAUGUAGAAAGAGAAGAAUAUAAUUAUACUCCAAGAUAUAGUGUAACAGUUAUGAGUGUUUUAGAGUUCAUUGCAGGGCAUUUCCAGUGUUCAGGAAUGGAAGCAAUUUCCAGAGUAUCUCCCUGUCAGCUGAUGAUGGCCCAGACCUUCAUAGCUGGAGUUGCUCAGUGCUGAUGAAGUAAGUGAGGAAUCUCAGGACCUCUCUGGUAGAUGGCUGUAGGUGCAUGGAGGCAUCAGUAUCCUUAGCUCUCCUCAUGCACUGGAGUGGCCUGGUGUUGCCUAAAGGCGGCACUCUCCUCCUGCCCUUUAUGCCAGAGAUGCAAAUUUCCAUGCAGAAGUUCACUGCAUCUGGCUCCUGUCACAGGAGAGAAGGGGGAGCAGCGCCUGCCCUUGCAGCGCCUGGGCAGGACUAACAGAGUCCGCUGCACUGGGGCCGCUACGGCAGCAGGAGCUAGAGCAGCUCUUGGAGCAGAUGUUACUGGCACCACAGCCUAGGGAAGGGCUUGAGCAGCCUCGGAAGGGGUCACUUUACCCCUGCCUUAAAAGAGGAGGUGGAGGGGGAGGCGGAGCAGCAGAGACCCUCCAGGUUCUCUUCCUGAUUUAGUUAGCAACUCCUGUUCCAGUACAUAUUCAUCCCCAGAGUAGCCAGCCAGUCACUUGCAGAAAUACCUGCUUUUGCUGUUGCCCAGUCAGGCCAAAUGGCAUUGCCCUGUGGCCAGAUUUGGCUAGCACACUGUCAGGUGGACCACACAAAUCCGAGGCUUUUUUCUAAAGAGGAGUGGCAUUUUUAUUUCAUAUACAGUCUUCUAUUCUCAGCUCUCAAGAGGCUGUUUUUAUUCUUGACAACAAAAAUGGACGGACAGAGGCAGCAAAUCCAAUUUUUUCCCUUUUUGUGCCUAAAUCUAGGCAUACAGAUAGUGCAUGGCAGUCAGUUUGUUUCUGCAAAUCGU